AUGGACGCGACAUCAGCAGCAGCUAAGAGACGAAGACUAGCCGAGGAGCAGGUACAUACACAAAAUGAACACCAACCUAGAAACUUCAAACCCAAUCUUACUCCUCCACGCUUCACCGACAGCCAUUCUUUCCCAGAAUUCAUGCGUAGUCUAAACGCAUACCUUAAUGCAUGCCACGCCACCUCAUUGGACGCACUGAGGUUGUUUCCAGCAUUACUGGACUCACCAGAUGCAAAAGAUGCAUACGACAGGAUCCAGCAGAAACUUAAGGAACAGGGCCCAUUCGAAAGAAUGAUAGACCAGAUGAAGAUAAAUCUUCACGAAUACGACGACAGUUUUUCUUCAUUUGAGAAACUGGUUCAUUCAAAACAAGGUAAUCUAACUGUAUCCCAAUUCGCCAGGUUGUGCCAAGAACGUGCUGACAUUGCAUAUUCUACCUUGUCACCCAUAAAAGAACCAACACUGUUAUCCGUGUUCAUCAGCGGACUACAAGCGCCCCUGAAGAAAGAAGUGAUAAAAGCUCACCCAGUAUCAUACCACGCAGCAGUACGACUUGCUAGAAUUGAAGAAGGACGAUACCAGAGAUCGACUGACCAGCUAACGGAGAUAUCGCACGCCAUACAUACUCUUUCAGACCAAGUAAAUGCUUUUCACGUCACUCAACCACGAGGAAGAGAUUCUUACCGGCAACGCGGACAUCAACAAGGCUACCGAAAGACCUAUCACAAUCGUAGAGAAGAAUCGCAUUCCCGUUACCAUCCCCCACGUUUUAACAGAUCGGCUACUCCUGAAAGAAGGGUACACUGGAAAGACCGGAACAGGAACAGGUUCCGCAAAUAUGUUAACUUCCUUUUUAUCAUAGCCUUAACAACCACCAUGUGGCACAUUGCGGAAGGAACAGAAACAUUCUAUGAUUGUAGCCCAACUACGCGACACGGAAUUUUGACAACUUUACCACAGAUCCUGGAUUGCCAAAUAAAAAGCACAAGCUCGAUAGUCACGACAACGAUUCAAGCUUACCGACAUAACGAUACAACAACUCGUUACCAAACAGCAUACAGAUGCUCCAAGAAGGAACUCACGUUUCAGAUGACUUCUAUCAUGUUUCAUUCCUAUACGGAAAUGAUAGAGCAACACAAACUCUCUACUACGCCUACAGAAUGCUGGGACUCUAUCAAAACUCAAUUGUAUCUAGGUCAGACUUUCCAUAAUCACAGCACGAAUACUAUCAGCACUAAACCGACACUCCCUCAAAACAAAGCUCUUUAUCACAGCGAAAUCGUAAACCGUACAGUUUAUUAUAUUACCACCGGUACGAUAACGGUUAUCUCGGACGAAACAGUAUUCUCAUCAUUAUUGCUGAACAUUAAUGGAUGCAAACAAAGCGAUCUGUUUUGCUCAGAAGAAGGAGAUACGAUAGUAUGGGACUAUGCAUAUACAACCCCAUACUGCCCUAUUGAGAAAGCAGGUACCUAUACAGCUCAGAUUCAGGAUAACAGAGUAAUUAUCCCCGUAAAGAAUGCGAUAUAUCAUCUCACUGAACUAGCAGGAGAUCAGUACUCACUAUGCACCGGAAUGAGUUCUUUCAAAACAUUCGAAGGGGACAUAAUCACUUUCCCCCAGCAGCCACACAUCACCAACAUCUCGGAUCUCCAAGCGGGGACCAGCCCUCAAAUCGCACAACAACAACAACCGCAAUCAGAGCUUCCACCAUACGAAGAGUACAGAUUGCGACAACCAGCCAUCAACUUAACCAUCUCCAGAACAAACAGAGAUAGAUCUCUAUCAUUUUUUAUACAUGCGUAUGAACAAGCUUGCUACUCCCAAAACGAGAAGCUCUACAUUUGGAGGACACUAUUUGCUAUAAAUCCAACCGUUGCCAUUCGAACCGCUACAAACAGAUACGACAUAGCUACUCGAAACAUCGGUACUUCCUUGAUACACAUAUACCAAUGCCACGAGAUCCAGGUACAAAAGAUUUAUUACAACCAUCGAAUCAACGAUACUUGUUUCUUCGAAACACCUGUCACCUUAACAAAUGGAUCCACCAGGUAUAUUAAAUCUGCAACGAGAGAACUUCAACUAGAAGGAUCAGCGAUACAAUGCCCGCAUACAAAUGUAAACAAUAACAACUCCACUGCAGAUUCUAUUUUCGGUCCUCUCGCAUACAUUGGAGAGAUUCGACCACCUUCUAUUUCCGGUAGACCCCAGUCAAGAAAAUAUCGGUCGAUUCUUAACGAGAUCACAACAUCUUUACUUAUUCAGCCCGUAUCAACCAACGGAUCCGGCCUUUAUAUCAAAAAUUUCAUAGAAAAUACUCUGAACGAGUCACAGGCAAUACUGAACAACAUUGGAGAAACAGUAGCAGAGUCGCUCGAGAAGGGUAUAAAAACAACUACAGAUUGGGCUAAAUCCGGUUGGAAUGAAUUUUUACGCCUGCUGAACACCUGGAAAUGGAUAAUUGGCAUUGCCAUCGGUACUGCAGGUUCAAUACUCAUCUGUAUUUUAUACAUUCACAUGUGUGGAUGUCCAAGAUUUAGACCAUCACCCAAAAUCACCGCAAUUCAAGCCGAAGCAUCCGAUUCCGAAGAAGAGCUCGACAACACCGAAGACGGAGAAGGAUCAACAUAUUCAUUCAGUACGCAACGUCAACUAGGUUAUGGUAAACUGUUUACCUAUAUACCCAUACUACUACCUGCGAUCUGCGUUGCAUCUGCAACUCAACAGCAUCUACCGCUGAUUCCAGUGCAACUAGAAGAUCGCAUAUUCACCGCCUUAUGGGACAGUGGAGCAUCGAUAUCGAUAGUUCAAGAAUCCACGUUACACUACCUUGGUCUUCGAACAACAAACAAAUGCCGCACAACAGCUAAAGCAGCCAAUGGAUCAACAAUACCAUUUAUAGGCUCCAUCCAAAUUGAUGUUACCAUAGCCAACAUUUACAUACGACACGCAUUCUUCGUAACAUUAGAUAACAACUGCCCCACCCCUGUGUUGAUAGGAAUUGAUCUUAUGAAAGCAUUGGACACGAAAGGAUAUAAAACAUGCCUUAGUCCACACGAAAAAACCCUAACUAUAGGGAAAUGCACGAUACCACUUCUAGACAACACGAGAAAACCCUAUACGGUAUCAACGAACAAAUAUCCAUUACAGAUCAAAUCAUCAACCCACAUCCCGGCACUCAAAUAUACAACGCUGGUUCUCACAGUAGAAGAAAUCCCUCACGGAACCACUGUACACAUUAGCAGCGAUCCAACGCGACCGCUGCAGUUCCAACCAACAAUCAUUAAUCCAACAGGAACAGACACUAAGCUAAGAGUUUUUAACCAAACAAACGACGAUAUCCACAUACUAGCAGGAACAACAAUCGGAGAAGCCGGGGAACUUCAGGCACAAACACCAAGUCACGCAUACGAUCCUUAUCCUUCACCAGAAACCGACUGGGAAAAACGUUUCCCACAAUUCAAAGAAAACUUCAUUAGUGACUUGGACACAAGGACGGCAGACCUAUCUCCACAACAACGAAUAGCUCUAACUAAGAUCAUCCUAAAUAACAAGAAAGCCUUUUUCAACGAGGACAACGAUAUAGGGAAGUUCACAGGGCCAAUCCAACAUACCAUACCACUUGUCAAGAACGCCAAACUUCCGAAACCACGAACAUUCCGAAUACCUCUUGGCAAACAAGAGGAAGUGGAUCGACAGGUUGAAGGGAUGCUUACGCAAGGUAUAAUCGAACCAUCCACAUCUACAAUACUGAGCCCCAUCGUAUUGGUCAAAAAGAAGGAUAACUCCUUCCGCUUCACAACAGACUUCAGAGCUCUCAACGCCAUCACAGAAAAACAGACAUAUUUAAUUCCAAACAUCACCGACAUCAUUGACAUGGCAGCAGGAGCUCAAUACUUCACCAACCUUGACCUUAUCAGCGGAUUUUUCCAGAUAUCUCUCAAACCCGCAGAUCGAUACCUGACCGCUUUCUCUACAAGUACUGGAACAUAUCAGUACAAAAGAAUGCCGAUGGGAUUGUGCGGUGCGCCGCACACGUUUCAAACUGCCGUACGAUAUAUACAGCAGCAAGUGAAAUGCAGACUUUUUGUAUAUUUAGAUGAUCUACUCAUCAUAUCCGAAUCAACAGAGCAGCACCUCGUUGAUAUCACAGAAGUACUACAAGCCAUAAUUGCGUCAGGAAUGAAGAUUAAGCUGAAAAAGUGCGUAUUUGCAACGAAAGAAGUGAAAUUUCUCGGAUUACUGGUAGGACGCGAUGGAGUUAAACCAGACCCAGGAAAAACCAAGGCAGUAGAAACAUACCCGAUACCUACUAACACCUCA
This is a messenger RNA of Auanema sp. JU1783, 4323 nucleotides long. The record is from the annotation of a GenBank genome assembly. Lineage: Eukaryota; Metazoa; Nematoda; Chromadorea; Rhabditida; Rhabditidae.